CGCUCACCCUCCUCCCUCACUGUCGACUGUCAACCGCCACCACUCCGGAAAUUCCCCGCCACCAAAUCUAGCGCCAGUAAAUUUUCCGGAAAGGAAAGAAAAAAUUAAAAGGCAAAAAUAUAUAGUUUAUCUGCGUCGCCGCUGAGUUCUCUCAAAGAGGGCAGUGAUAUAGUGUAGGCCUUUUGAGCAAAUUUGUGUUGGGGUUGUAUAAGCACAACAUGAAUUAUACUUUGUCCUCGUCAAUUUCAGAUGUUGGCCUCUCAUUUUGUGGAAACAUUCGAUCCAGAAAUCAAAAUUAUUUUGUGCCUGAAACUUUUGCUAGAAUUGGUGAUUCAAACACAAAGGAUAAAUUCCAAAGGUCUCACCAUGAUGUGAGAAAGAUGAUCAUUUCCAGCCAUUUGGUUCCUAGACCAUUGGAAGGAACUACAUUAAAGAAACAGCUGGAGGCACCAGUUAAGAAGUUAGAACUUAUACGGACACUGCUGAUUGACAACUAUGACAGUUACACAUACAAUAUAUUUCAAGAACUGUCUGUCAUCAAUGGAUUGCCCCCGAUGGUGGUUAGAAAUGAUGAGUGGACAUGGGAAGAUUUUUAUCACUACCUUUAUGAAGAAAAGGCCUUUGACAACAUUGUUAUAUCACCUGGUCCUGGCUCUCCAACAUGCCCCUCAGAUAUAGGACUUUGCCUGAGGCUGUUGCUUGAGUGCAGUGAUAUCCCUAUUUUAGGUGUCUGCCUUGGCCACCAGGCUCUAGGAUAUGUGCAUGGUGCUCGGGUUGUCCAUGCACCUGAACCUGUCCAUGGACGUUUGAGUGAAGUUGUACACAAUGGUUCUCAGCUAUUCCAUGAGAUUCCCUCUGGAAGAAACUCUGGAUUUAAGGUGGUUCGAUACCAUUCCCUAGUUAUAGAGCCUGAAUCACUCCCAAAUUUUCUCAUUCCCAUAGCUUGGACUCCAACUACCAAGACAACUCCUUUCUUAGGAAGAUCUCAAUCAAAUUCCUUCACUGAUGCAUGUGAGGGGGUGAAUGGGAAGAAAAUUUAUGUUGGACAUUUAUCCAAAAGAGAUGGAAAAUCAUCUUUUUCUUAUGCUGAGGAGAUUCAGGCUGGACAAAUCAUUAUGGGCAUCAAACAUUCCAGUCGGCCUCAUUAUGGAGUGCAGUUCCAUCCAGAGAGCGUUGCGACCUACUACGGGAAGCAGAUUUUCAAGAAUUUUGCAAAGAUCACUAAGGAUUAUUGGUUGGGGUUGAGGUCAUCCAUUAGUGAGAGAAAGGCUGAUUAUGCUGCAUGCAUGCAGGUGCCUAAUGUACACCGAUUACUCAAAUCUGUUUCAAGAGGAGAAAAUACGGUGAAUAAAUUGGGUGAGAAGAAACAUAUCUGCUCAUUCAACACUAUAACUUCUUCAAAUCCGAGCUAUAAUAUAAAAUUUUUGAAGAUGAAAUGGAAAAAACUUGAUUGCCUGGCCAGUCAAAUUGGAGGAUCUAAGAAUAUAUUCUGUGAAAUAUUUGGAGAUCAGAAGGCUGAAAACACAUUUUGGCUGGACAGUUCCUCAACAGAAAAGGGAAGAGCAAGGUUUUCAUUCAUGGGUGAAAAGGGUGGCUCUCUAUGGAAGCAGCUUACAUUCAGGUUAUCGAAUCAAAGAGAUGAGGCAUAUAAAGGAGGCGGUUACUUAACAGUUGAGGAUGCUAGUGGUUAUGUUCAAACUUCAUAUCUAGAGGAUGGAUUUUUUGAUUAUUUGAAUAAGGAGCUUGGGUCAUUUUGUUAUGAUGAAAAAGAUUAUGAAGGAUUGCCAUUUGACUUCUAUGGUGGCUACAUUGGUUAUAUUGGGUAUGAUCUUAAAGUUGAAUGCGGCAUGACAACUAAUCGUCAUAAAUCAAGGACGCCAGAUGCUUGUUUUUUCUUUUCGGAUAAUCUUAUUGUGAUUGAUCACGACCAUGAUAAUGUCUAUGUUUUGUCACUACAUGAUAGAAUCACAAGCCCGUCCCCUUGGUUGGAUAAUAUUGAGCAGAGACUUCUCAACUUGAAAUCUUCUCACUCUACAACAUUUGUGCCUCCAGCAUCACGUGCUAGCGAAAACUUUCUGGUAAAAACAUGUUUUUCUGCUGAGAAAUCUAGAGAGCAGUACAUCAAAGAUAUUGAGAACUGUCAAGAUUUUAUCAAGGAUGGAGAAAGUUAUGAGUUAUGUCUUACAACUCAGAUGAGAAUGACAAUAGGGGAAAUAGAUUCUCUGGGGCUUUAUGUUAGUCUUAGAGAAAAAAAUCCGGCACCAUAUGCUGCUUGGCUUAAUUUUUCAAGGGAAAAUUUAAGAAUAUGUUGCUCUUCCCCUGAGAGAUUCAUGCGAUUGGAUAGAGAUGCAGUUCUAGAAGCAAAACCCAUUAAAGGGACCAUAGCUCGUGGUUCAACCCCAAAGGAAGAUGAGUUGCUUAAGCUACAAUUACAAUACAGUGAAAAGGAUCAGGCUGAGAAUUUGAUGAUUGUUGACCUAUUGAGGAACGACCUUGGGCGUGUAUGCGAGCCUGGGUCUGUCCAUGUUCCCCACCUAAUGGAAAUUGAAUCAUAUGCAACAGUUCACACCAUGGUGAGCACAAUUCGGGGUAAGAAACGGUCAGAUGUAAGUGCAGUUGAUUGUGUUAAAGCUGCAUUCCCAGGUGGUUCAAUGACAGGUGCACCAAAGUUGAGAUCAAUGGAGCUUCUCGACUCUCUUGAAAGUUGUUCCCGAGGUAUCUACUCUGGUUGCAUUGGGUUCUUUUCAUACAACCAAACAUUUGAUCUCAACAUUGUAAUUAGAACAGUAGUCAUACAGGAUGGUGAAGCUUCAAUAGGAGCAGGAGGGGCCAUUACGGCUCUCUCCAAUCCCAAGGAUGAGUAUGAAGAAAUGAUUUUGAAAACUAAAGCACCUAGUAACGCUGUUAUUGAGUACGUUAGGGAUGCAUAGAAACUAGGUCAUUUCAGAGGUCUACUAGGAGGACCAAUACUAUUAAAGAUUAAUUCUUUGUACAAUAGCCUUAGAAAAAUGUAGCCACCUGCAGAACUCACGGGUAGUGGUGUGUAGUGCUCUUAUAUUUACGGAUCUCAAAAUUCUCAAAUGCUAUUUUGUCUCAUUUGGUUACUUUUUGUAUCAAAUAGAACUAAUGACAAGAUGAAUA
This is a messenger RNA of Ipomoea triloba (trilobed morning glory), 3141 nucleotides long. Its product is annotated as aminodeoxychorismate synthase, chloroplastic. Gene Ontology annotation, biological process: folic acid-containing compound biosynthetic process; L-tryptophan biosynthetic process. The transcript is spliced from 14 exons. NCBI's taxonomy places the organism in Eukaryota, Viridiplantae, Streptophyta, Magnoliopsida, Solanales, Convolvulaceae. The record is from RefSeq and is a predicted model, not a curated record. Bases 219 to 2930 code for a protein of 903 amino acids.